AGCUCUAUAUAAACUUUUUCAGAAUUUUAAUUCCAAUUUUAAUUGCAUCUAAGAGAGAGAGAGAGAGUUCAGUAAACAUCGUUUAAUCAUCCAAAGCUUUUGGCUGUAAUUUAGAGAGAGAGAUGAGGGAGGGAGGAGAAACAUCAAUGGCGUUUCCUUGCAUUUGGAAAUUUUUUGGAUUGGUCAAGCCGAAAAUUUUUCGUUGCUAGAGAGAGAGAGAGCAUUGCUCAACAGCUUGCUUGAGCUCCGACUGGCAGCGUUAGCAAUGGCUUCUUCCUCUCUGUUCCUCAGACUCCCCAAAUCCACCCUCCUCUUUCUCUCUCCUCUUCCUCUCUCUACCAAACACAUCACAUCUUUUUGCACCAAACCCAAAACCCAGACCCUUUCUUCUCUCUCUACAAACCCCAGCUCACCUCUCCGCACAAAAACCCAAUCUCAUGCUCCAUUAGAGAACCCAACUCUAGAUUAUGAACCAGUGAUUGGAAUAGAGACCCAUGUUCAAUUAUCAACCAAAACCAAGGCAUUUUGUGGUUGCCCGUCAAGCUAUGGCUCUCAACCCAACACUAGCAUAUGCCCCAUAUGCAUGGGCUUGCCUGGCUCACUUCCAGUUCUCAACUCGAAAGUCAUUGAAUUUGCAGUGAAGCUUGGGCUUGCUCUUAAUUGUGAGAUUUCAUUGAGGUCUAAGUUUGACAGGAAGCAGUAUUUCUAUCCCGACUUGCCGAAGGGGUAUCAGAUUUCACAGUUUGAUGUGCCCAUUGCGAGAAAUGGGUUCACUGAUUUGGACCUCCCUUGUGAGUUUGGGGGUGGGCAUAGGAGGUUUGGGAUUACCAGGGUCCACAUGGAGGAGGACGCUGGAAAGUUAAUUCAUUCAAGUAAUGGUGAUUUCUCUCAGGUGGAUUUGAACAGGGCUGGGGUGCCCUUGCUUGAGAUCGUAUCAGAGCCUGAUAUGAGAAGUGGGAUCGAGGCAGCAGAGUAUGCAGCAGAGAUACAAAGAGUAGUAAGGUAUUUAGGAGUGAGCAAUGGCAAUAUGCAGGAAGGCUCACUGCGCUGUGAUGUCAAUGUCUCAGUCAGGCGCAAAGGGCAGUCAGUUUUUGGAACCAAAGUUGAGAUAAAGAAUAUGAAUUCAUUCUCAGCUAUGCAUAGAGCAAUUGAUUUUGAAAUCUCAAGACAAGUUUCUCUUCUAAAGGAAGGUAAAAGCGACGAGGUUAUACAAGAAACCCGACUUUGGGAGGAAGGAGCUCAGAGAACAGUUACAAUGAGGAAAAAGGAGGGGUUAGCUGAUUACAGAUACUUUCCUGAGCCAGAUCUUCCGGAAGUGAUUCUUACUGAGGAAUAUGUUAACAGCCUGGGCUCUGGAUUACCAGAACUUCCGGAAAUGAAGCGUAGGCGUUAUGAAAAAAUGGGGUUGAGCAUGCAGGAUGUUCUUUUUCUUGCAGAUGACUUCAAUGUCGCGGAUUUUUUUGAUGCAGCUGUGGGGCAUGGUGCUGACGUGAAGCUGGCUGCUAAUUGGGUUAUGAGUGACAUUGCUGCUUAUUUGAAAAAUGAGAAGCUAUCGAUAACUGAAAUCAAAUUGACUCCUAUGGAGCUUGCUGAAUUGAUAGCAUCCAUAAAAAAUGGGACUAUAAAUGGGAAGAUUGGAAAAGAGAUACUUUUUGAACUGAUAGCAAAUGGGGGGACAGUCGGGGCAAUGAUAGAAGAAAAAGAUCUGGUUCAGAUUAUGGACCCUAACGUGAUUGAAGCCAUGAUAGAUAAAGCUCUAGCGGAGAAUCCUAAGCAGCUUGAACAAUACCGUGGAGGGAAAACAAAGUUGCAGGGAUUCUUUGCAGGCCAGUUGAUGAGAAAGAGAGAUAGCAAAGGAGUUUUACACCGGUUGAUGAGAAAGAGAAGUAGCAAUGGAGUUUUACAGUGAUAGUGAGAGAGAGAUGGAGCAAUCUGAGGUUAUUCGAGUGAAAAAGACAGAAUUAGGAGGAGGGAGGUUAAUGGAAUGUGAUAAGUCUAGAUCAAAGGAGACGUGGGGAACAGAUGGAGAGAGAAUGGGGUUGUGCUGUGAGGACGGUUGGUUGGAAAUGGAAAUGCAACAAGAACAUAGAGACAUAACAGCGCUUAAAGAGAGAAGAAAAGGAGAGAGAGGGGUUGAUUUUCAGUUUAAAAGGGAGGCACGGGCUGUAAUUUAAGAUUGAAGAGAGAGAGAGCCGGUUGAAUUUCUAUGGUUUGAUUGGAGCAUCUAUUUUAUUUAUUUAAUGGUUUUGAAGUUUAUAACAUUGAAGAAAGAGAGAGAUGAGAAUUUUUAAAAGGUGAUGAGGACGGGUUAUAUUAUUAGAAUAGAAAAAUGAAGGUAGACUAG
Molecule: messenger RNA, 2344 nt
Organism: Amborella trichopoda
Lineage: Eukaryota; Viridiplantae; Streptophyta; Magnoliopsida; Amborellales; Amborellaceae
Gene: GATB
Product: GLU-ADT subunit B
Biological process (GO): glutaminyl-tRNAGln biosynthesis via transamidation
Molecular function (GO): glutaminyl-tRNA synthase (glutamine-hydrolyzing) activity
Source: RefSeq, a predicted model, not a curated record